Messenger RNA from Panicum hallii, 1227 nucleotides. RefSeq names its product deoxymugineic acid synthase 1-B-like. The record is from RefSeq and is a predicted model, not a curated record. Gene Ontology annotation, cellular component: cytosol. Bases 33 to 1085 code for a protein of 350 amino acids. Gene Ontology annotation, molecular function: aldose reductase (NADPH) activity. NCBI's taxonomy places the organism in Eukaryota, Viridiplantae, Streptophyta, Magnoliopsida, Poales, Poaceae. The transcript is spliced from 4 exons.
CAUCCGCGGCUCCUCUCACUCGUUUGCACGCCAUGGCUCCAUCUCCAUGUGGUGCGGAUCAAAUGAAGGCCGUGCCGGUGGCGGCCCUGAGCUUGGGCAAGCCGAUGAAGCGCGUGGGCUUCGGCACGGCGUCGGCGACGCUUGGCCAGGCUGAGGGCCGCGCCGGCGUGACGCAGGCCGUCCUCCACGCUCUGGACGCCGGGUACCGCCACUUCGACACGGCCUCGUCGUACAACACGGAGGCCGCGCUAGGGGACGCCGUCGCCGAGGCCGUCCUCGCCGGCACGGUCGCCUCCCGUGAUGAUCUCUACAUCACGACGAAGCUCUGGAUCGCUGACGCGCAUCCAGGGCGCGUUCUGCCGGCGCUCCAGAAGUCGCUCCGCAAUCUGCGGAUGGAGUACGUGGAUAUGUUCUUGAUUCACUUCCCGGUAAGCAUGCGGCCACCAGCGGUGGAAGGAGCCAUCGCGGUGGUGAAGGAUGACCUGGUGGAGAUGGACAUGAAGGGAGUGUGGGGGGAGAUGGAGGAGUGCCACAGGCGAGGGCUGGCGAGGGCCAUUGGCGUCAGCAACUUCAGCUGCAAGAAGCUUGAGUACCUGCUAUCCUUUGCAAAGAUUCCACCGGCUGCAAACCAGGUGGAGGUGCACCCAUACUGCCGGCAGAACAAGAUAAGAGCGUUCUGCCGGGAGAAGGGGAUCCAGCUCUGCGCCUACUCUCCAUUGGGUGGCAAGGGAACACCAUGGGCCAACAACUCUGUCAUGGACUGCCCUGUCCUUGAGCAGAUCGCCCGUGAACGGGGCAAAACAGUCGCCCAGGUGUGCAUUAGGUGGGUGUAUGAGCAGGGAGAUUGCGUGAUCGCUAAAAGCUUCAACGAGCAGAGGAUGCGACAGAACCUCGACAUCUUUGGCUGGGAGCUCACCGACGACGACAGACGCAGGAUCAGCGCCCUGCCAGAAUCAAGGGGCACCUACAAUUUCUUCAUCCAUGAAUCCGGCCCCUACAAAACCGCCGAAGAAUUCUGGGACGGUGAGAUUGUGUCUGGCCAGUCGACUUACCAAAUUGCAUCUUGUUUGGAUCCGACCAACUGAUCAAUUGCUGGCUAUAGCCUAUAGGUUGCUAGUCAAGAAAACUCUCCAUUUAAAGCACACUGUAAUUUGCGCUUGCCCUAUCUAAGAAUGGACAUGGUAAUCCGUCGCCCUUUGUUGGAAAAUAAAAGUUGAGUUCAAUGCC